AUGUUUCAGGACUCAGUGGCCUUUGAGGAUGUGACUGUGAACUUCACCCUGGAGGAGUGGGCUCUUCUGAAUCCAUCCCAGAAGAAACUCUACAGAGAUGUGAUGCAGGAAACCCUCAGGAACCUGGCUUCAGUAGGAGAAAAAUGGGAAGACCAUAAUAGUAGAAGUCUAUAUGAACAUCAUCAGACAGAUCUAAGGCCUGUGGUAGAGAGUCCCUGUAAAAAUAAAGAAGGUAGUCCGUUUGGAGAAUCCUUCAGCCAGAAUCCAAAUCAUAAGCAGAUAAAGAAAACUCCUACUGGAAUAAAACUGCGUAAAUGCAGUUUUUGUGGACAAGUGUUCAGGCAUCAUUCAUCCUUUAGCAGGCAUCUGAUCUCUCACACUGGCCACAAACUAUAUGAGUAUCAGGAAUGUGAAGAGAAGCCUUACAAAUGUAAGGAAUGUGGGAAGGCCUUCAAGCAUCGCCAGUCCAUUCGAGUACACGUAAGGACUCACACUGGAGAGAAACCGUACAAAUGCAAGCACUGUGGGAAGGCCUUCAAGCAUUGCCAAUCCAUUCGAAAGCACGAGAGGAUUCACACUGGAGAGAAACCCUACGAAUGCAAACAAUGUGGAGAAACAUUCAGAUAUCGCCACAACUUUCAAAAACACGAGCGAACUCACACUGGAGAGCAGCCAUACAGAUGUAAGCACUGUGGCAAAGCCCUCAGUUGUCGCAGUUACUGUCGGAUUCAUGAAAGAACUCACACUGGAGAGAAACCGUAUGAAUGUAAGCAAUGCGGGAAAGCCUUCAGUUACGCCAGUUACAUUCGAAUCCACGAGAGAACUCACACUGGAGAAAAGCCCUAUGAAUGCAAGAAGUGUGGGAAAGCCUUCAGUUGUCCGAAUUAUUUUCGAAAACACGAAAAGACUCACACUGGAGAGAAACCCUAUGAAUGUAAGCAGUGUGGCAAAGGCUUCAGUUGUCCCAGAUCCUUUCGAAGUCAUGAAAAGAGACACAGGGGUGAGAAGCCCUAUGAAUGUAAAAUUUGUGGUAAAACCUACAGUUGUCCCAUCUACUUUCGAAAUCACGAAAGGAGACACAGUGGGGAAAAAUCUUAUGAAUGUAAAAUAUGUGGCAAGUCCUUCAGUUGUCCAAAGUAUUUUCGAAAACACGAAAGAAGUCACACCGGAGAGGAACCCUGCGAAUGUAAUGAAUGUGAGAAUACCUUGAGUCCUCUCACCAUAUUUCAAACACACGUGAUGAAGCACAGCGAAGGUGGACCUUAUAAGUGUAAGGAGUGUGGGAAAGUCUUUGAUUGUCCCAGUAACUUUCGAUGUCAUGAAAAGAUACACAGUGGAGAAAAGCCAUACGAAUGUAAGGAAUGUGGCAAAGCUUUCAGUUCGCCCAUGUCCCUUCAAAACCACGAAAGAAGUCACAGUAGGAAAAAACCUCAUGAAUGUAAGGAAUGUGGUAAAGCCUUCAGUUUUCCCUGUUCCCUUCAAAAACAUGAAAGAAGUCAUACUGGGGAGAAACCGUAUGAAUGUAAGCAGUGUGGGAAAGCCUUCACUUAUCUCAGUUCCAUGCAAAAGCAUGAACGAACUCAUAGUGGAGAGAAACCUUAUGAAUGUAAGCAGUGUGGGAAAGCCUUCAUUUAUCUCAGUUCUAUGCAAAAACACGAAAGAACUCAUAGUGGAGAGAAACCCUAUGAAUGUGAGCAGUGUGGGAAAGCCUUCAUUACUCUCUCAAACGUUCAGAGGCAUAUGAUCAAGCACACUGGAGAUGGACCUUGUAAGUGUAAGGAGUGUGGGAAGGCCUUCGAUUGUCCUAGUUCAUUGCGAACCCACGAACGUACUCACACUGGGGAGAAACCCUAUCAGUGUAAACAUUGUAGUAAAGCCUUCACUCGUUCUAGUUCUUUACGAAACCAUGAAAGAACUCACAAUGGAGAGUAG
Messenger RNA from Odobenus rosmarus divergens (Pacific walrus), 1932 nucleotides. Its product is annotated as zinc finger protein 709. Gene Ontology annotation, cellular component: nucleus. The record is from RefSeq and is a predicted model, not a curated record. Gene Ontology annotation, biological process: regulation of transcription by RNA polymerase II. The transcript has 3 exons. Gene Ontology annotation, molecular function: RNA polymerase II transcription regulatory region sequence-specific DNA binding; DNA-binding transcription factor activity, RNA polymerase II-specific. Lineage: Eukaryota; Metazoa; Chordata; Mammalia; Carnivora; Odobenidae. The coding region runs from base 1 to 1932 and encodes 643 amino acids.